Monopterus albus (swamp eel) is the source of this 5061-nucleotide messenger RNA. It is a transcript of the gene atp10b, whose product is annotated as ATPase phospholipid transporting 10B. NCBI's taxonomy places the organism in Eukaryota, Metazoa, Chordata, Actinopteri, Synbranchiformes, Synbranchidae. The record is from RefSeq and is a predicted model, not a curated record. Gene Ontology annotation, biological process: phospholipid translocation. Gene Ontology annotation, cellular component: plasma membrane. Gene Ontology annotation, molecular function: ATP hydrolysis activity; ATPase-coupled intramembrane lipid carrier activity; ATP binding. Bases 245 to 4204 code for a protein of 1319 amino acids. The transcript has 21 exons.
CCUGUGAGAUUUGAACAGCUCCAAAUGCAAGGAAUGCAAGCACACCUGUCAAUACAAGGGGCGGACUCCAAGGAGGACUAGGCGUGCUGUCACUUAUUUUAGCCUGUCACUGGGCCUUCCCUGCUCACAGACAAUCACUGAAGGAGAGAAGACUAGUGUUUUUACCUCAAAGAAGCUGUGACUAUUGAGAGGAUGGGAAGCAAACAUUGGUGAGAAGAGAAAAAGGACAACAAACAGAGCAGCCAUGACGUGGAGAAGCCCUCUGGCCCUGGUCAGAGAUGCUCUGGCAGGUCAGAGGGCGCGGGAGAGGGACCUCCGCAGCUUGGUGUCCAAUCUGCCGUUUGAAAACCAAAAGAAGACAAGGCAACCCAACCGCUACUUCUCUGGCAAUGCCAUCAAAACAACCAAAUAUACCUUCCUCCUCUUCAUCCCCAUGAACCUUUAUGAGCAGUUUCACCGUUGGGCCAAUAUCUACUUUGUAGGUCUGGCUAUUCUGAACUUUGUCCCCGUAGUGAAUGCCUUCCAGCCUGAGGUAGCAUUGAUCCCGAUUCUCGUCAUCCUGUCUCUGACAGCCCUAAAAGAUGGCUGGGAGGACUUCAGGAGAUACCAGUCUGACAGGAAGAUCAACAACACGCCCUGCUUCAUCUACAGCAGUAAGGAGAAACAGUUCAUGAAGAGGCGUUGGAAGGAUGUGCGAGUGGGAGAUUUUGUGAAGGUGGUUUGCAAUGAGAUUAUCCCUGCAGACCUCCUGCUUCUGCAUAUAUCAGACCCCAAUGGUGUGUGUCAUGUAGAGACAGCUAACCUAGAUGGAGAGACCAACCUGAAGCAGAGGAGGGUGGUGCCUGGCCUCUGCAUUAUGCUUCCUGAAUUUGUACCUGAAAGCUUUGACAGCACUGUGGUGUGUGAAAGGCCCAACAACAAUCUGAAUCAUUUCAUUUGCUAUGUUGAGAAACCUGAUAGGGAGAAGGUGGGUGCUGGGAUUGAGAGUCUGCUGCUGCGAGGCUGCAAAGUGAAAAACACACAGUACGCUGUUGGCUUUGUGGUGUAUGCAGGCCAUGAAACCAAGUCCAUGCUCAACAACAGUGGGGCAAGAUACAAGCGCAGCAAACUGGAGCGGAAGCUGAACACAGACGUCAUCUUCUGCGUCAUUCUUCUCUUCACCAUGUGUCUCAUUGGAGCAGUAGGUCACUCCUUAUGGCUGCAGGCACUGCCCGGUGUGCCCCCUUACCUGGUCCCCUACAGCACCGGUCAGCUGGACAGCCCCGCUCUGUCUGGCUUCUACAUGUUCUUCACCAUGAUCAUCCUGCUGCAGAUCCUGAUUCCUAUCUCCCUCUAUGUGUCCAUUGAGUUGGUGAAAAUCAGUCAGAUCUUUUUCAUCACUAAUGACAUUGAUCUGUACGAUGAGGGCACAGACAGUCGCGCGCAGUGUAAGACCCUGAAUAUCACAGAGGACCUGGGUCAGAUUGAAUACAUCUUCUCAGACAAGACUGGCACCCUCACUGAGAAUAAGAUGGUGUUUCGACGAUGCUCCAUCAUGGGCACUGAAUACCCACACAAGGAGAAUGCCAUCCGCCUAGCUGUCCUUGAUGAACCAGAUUCAGAGGAGGAGGUCAUCUUCGACCAGCCGCCACGAACCCCACAGACUGGAUGGUCCUUGGAAGCUGAGGACACCAACCUUGAAGACGCACGACAUCAUCAUGGUGGCCGACGCAAGAGCAAGAUCUCACUGAAUGCCGAUAGCAGUGUGGCUUUCAGCAGUCCACUGGAAACUGAGGUGAUUCCAGACAGGAAACUGCUUCAGAAGAUUAGCAAGACAGAGAGCAGUGGCAGGCAGCAGAUGGAUCCUUACCUGGACUUUUUUCUGGCUCUUGCCAUUUGCAACACAGUGGUGGUUUCCACAGCAACCGCUCAGCGACAGAGGGUAAAGAGGUUUUCACACUGUGGCCAGACAAGUAAUCCACUGGACACUUUGUCAAACCUGGUGAAAAAGGCUGGCUCUUUUCGUCAUGUUUUUACCUUUUGUAACCGCAACCCAGUGAGAAAACUCUCAGAGGACUCGGUUGUAGAAGAGGACCAUUUCAAUCCUCCUGUAAAAAUGGAGGAGACCAGAGACACUGAUGGGAUUGAAACAUGUUCGCUCCACGCUCCAUCUGAGUGCAACCAGUCUGCAUUGACCUCAGAUAAUUUGUGCUAUGAGGCAGAGAGUCCAGACGAGGCAGCCUUGGUGUAUGCAGCCAAGGCAUAUGGCUUCACCCUGAUGGCCCGCACCCCUGACAGCGUGACGGUGAGGCUCCCAUCUGGGAAGGACCUGGUCUUUGAGGUGCUGGACACCUUGGCCUUUGACUUCAACAGGAAGAGAAUGUCCGUUCUGGUGCGUCACCCAGUCACCAAAGAGCAUGUGCUGUACACUAAAGGUGCCGACUAUGCCAUCAUGGAGCUGCUUGGUACACCAUAUGCAGAGCACCUCAGUGGGAUUCAGAAGAAUAUAGCAGCUGAUACUCAGUAUCACCUCGACUGCUAUGCUAAAGACGGCCUGCGUACACUUUGCUUUACAAAGAAGAUUGUAAGUGACGAAGUAUAUGAAAGCUGGUCAGUGAAGAGAAGGAGUGCUCUGGCUGCUAUAAAUGACCGAGAGGAGCUCAUCAUGGACACUGCUGUGCAGCUGGAGACAAAACUCUCUCUGCUAGGGGCAACGGGCAUCGAAGACCGUCUGCAGGAGAGCGUCCCUGACACCAUCGUGGCGCUGAGAGAGGCAGGGAUCCAGGUGUGGGUGCUGACUGGUGACAAGCCAGAGACAGCUGUCAACAUCAGCUAUGCCUGCAGUCUGCUCAAAGAUGAAGACCUGGUGAUUAACAUGAGCUGCAAAGACAAGCUCACAUGUACAUCCAUCCUGGACUGCACUCUGGAGGAGGUGAGGAGGUACAGCCAGAAUCCUCGUAAUGUGGAUACAACCCCAGACAUCUCUCUAGUGAUUGAUGGACACACCCUGGCCAUGGCUCUUUCAUCAGACCUGCAGGACCGCUUUGUGGACCUGGCGAAGCGCUGCCGCUCUGUGGUCUGCUGUCGUGUCACACCCUUACAGAAGAGCGAUGUGGUGAAGGUGGUCCAGGAUAAACUCAAGGUCAUGACCCUUGCUGUUGGUGAUGGUGCAAAUGAUGUCAACAUGAUCCAGGCAGCUGACGUUGGCAUUGGGAUAUUGGGUCAGGAGGGCAUGCAGGCGGUCAUGGCCAGUGAUUUUGCUGUAUCUCACUUCAAACACCUGAAAAAACUUCUCCUGGUUCACGGACACUGGUGCCACACUCGGCUGGCCAACAUGAUCAUUUAUUUCUUCUAUAAGAAUGUGGCCUAUGUGAACAUGUUGUUCUGGUACCAGUUCUUCUGUGGCUUCUCCGGCACCACUAUGAUCGACUACUGGCUGCUGAUUUUCUUCAACCUCCUUUUCACCUCCGUACCGCCCAUCAUGUUUGGGAUCAUGGACAAUGAUGUUUCGGCAGAGAUGCUGCUGGGUGUUCCUGAGCUGUACAAGACCGGACAGGGUGCAGGGGAAUACAAGAGUUCAACCUUCUGGGUUGCCAUUCUUGAUGCCUUCUAUCAGAGUCUGGUGUGCUUCUUUAUUCCAUACAUGGCUUACUGGAAUUCAGACGUUGAUCUUUUUACCUUUGGAACUCCUUUGAAUACUAUUUCUUUAUUUACCAUCCUGCUGCAUCUGUCAAUAGAGAUCAAAGCCUGGACAUGGGUUCACUGGUUAAUCAUGGUGGGCAGUGUAGGGCUGUACUUCAUCGUGACAGUUGCCUACAGUGCCGCCUGCAUCACCUGUAACCCUCCCUCCAACCCGUACUGGAUCCUCCAGAGGCAGAUGGCCGACCCCAUGUUCUACCUAAUCUGCAUCAUCUCUACUGUGGUGGCUCUGCUGCCCAGGUACACGUUUCACGUGCUGAGGAACUCUAUCAACCCCACCCCGCUCAUGCAAGCCAGGCAUCUGGACAAGCUGGACCCCUUCUCGAGGGACCAGUGGAUCAAGGAGUGGAGGAGCUUCAGGGGUGGAGAGCAGGUCAAACGCUUCAGGCUGUCUGCCCCAUCCUCUCCCACCCUGGAGAGCCCUGUGGACAUUUAUCCCCCAUCUUUCACCACCUCUGAUAUUGUGGGGGAUGAAAUGACACUGGAUGUCAUUACUGAAAGCUCUCAGAGGUCUGCGCACACAUGAGGAGCAGAGAUUUGCUGAACAUGAAGAACAAAAACCUAAGAAUAUUAUUUAUUCUAAAUAUUCUGAACUGGCUCACAAGAGGGUGUAUGCCUGAACAGAGUGAUGUUUCUUUCUCAUAAAUGCAGUCAGAGAAAUACAAAUCUUCAACUGGAGCAAGUAGGCCUCUCCUUCUAUAACAAGCUGCCAUAAAGAACACAAACUUGUUAUAUUCCUGAUAGGUUUUCAGAGAAAACUGAUAAUCUGGUUAGUCAACCACCCACCCUGCUAUAUAGUGGUACUUGUCCAGAAGAAAAUGCUUAGCUUGUUGAACUUAUUCCUCUCACAUCGAUACGCUAAACAGUCACAAUGCAUCUUGUCACUGAGGAAAACACAAGUUUAUUAUAUUUCAGAUGAGGCAUCAAGAUCAAACAAUCAAAAAGGUAAGUGCAGAGAAAAAGGUUAAGCUAAAAACUUUUUUUUUUUUUUAUUAAAUGGAAACGCUGCCCACAAGCCCAGUGCACUUGUAAAAAGAGCUGAGUUAUCAGGGGCAUGCUUCAUUAUAGAGUACAGUAACAUCUCUACUUAUGUAAUGUCCUGAGUUGGAUCACUGCUGCCUCCUAGUGUUGAAGAGGAAGAGUUGCAGAAAGGUCAAACUGGACAAAGUCGGUAAACAUUAACUUGGCUGAGAUCUUAUUUUUUAUUGUUAGAGUUGCAGGAAAAUGGAAAAAUAUAAGUUAAUAAAACAUCUAUUUUACUGAGAAUUAAACACAGCAUACGUAAAAUACAUUGCUGAUACAAUGGAGCAGGUUUCUUCCUAAGCUGAGCGAACCUAUCAGGUGUGUGUGUGUGUGUGUGUGUGUGUGUGUGAAAUCCGUGUA